AUGUUUAGUGGUAUUAAUUCAUUGAGUGAAGAAAAGCUUAAUGAAUACAUCCAGUCGAAUCUCACAAUUAUUGCUAUGUGGAAUAAUAAAAAGUGUCGUAGUUGUGAUUUAGAACUGUUUACUUUAUGGAAAAUGCCAUAUAGCUAUGUCGAGUACAGUAAUGUGAUCGUUGCUGCUACAAAUGUGGGAGUUAACAAGACAUUCGACGAACUGUACCAAAUUAAGGAAGAUGUGGAGAGUCCGCAGUACCGGCUGUUUGUGCAUGGCGUCUCUUCUCCUUACGUGAACCGGGAGAACCUUCCUACUUAUGAGUGGAUCAAAAGUGUGACUGGGUAUACUCCUCGCAAGGAGUAUAUUUUCCCCUUAACCGAUCAUAACUAUGGUCAUCUCAAAACAAAGUAUUCAGACCGAAACAUUCUCAUUCUGUUCUGUAAACCAUCCAAUCCCGACUGUCUGAAUCUCAUUUCCGGCUAUUUAACAGACGCCGUUUUAUUCCGCGUAUCCCUCCGGCAUUUCCGCCUCCCUUGUAGAACACUCGCAAUUCCCUCUUCGCUUACGUCGAUUGUUCUCUCUACCCCCAUCUCUGUAGCAUUCAUUUCGUGUCUUCCUAUCCUUCCUUCCGCUUCCUCGCUCCUGGAGCCGAAACAUCAUCGCCUACAUGAACGGCAAAUGCGGUACGCUUCCCUCCUCGACUUUGAUGCAGGGACGCGCUUUCUGUCAGGCGGAAGCUACGACGAAUGGUACGGCCGAAACCAGCAGCUCGACGUUCUGGCCCAUCGCUUCAUGGACAUCGUGAGAAUAGCGGAGAAGAUUCAUGCAGGAGAACGAAGACUACCGCAAGUCGAUUAUGCGCCAGGUAAAGGACCUCGCGCCGAACAUCCCGGAAGCGGCUCGCUACUUCUCGCUGAUGAAGCGCAUCGUCACGGAAGGCGCGCAGGCGAUUCUGACCGAGCUCUCCUACGUCAAGCAGGAGCUUCGCAGCUCGCGUCCAGGCAGCAAGGAGUCGACGUGCGGAAGCGUGGUGAGGCGUAG
This is a messenger RNA of Blastocystis hominis, 1032 nucleotides long. RefSeq lists its product as hypothetical. The transcript is spliced from 2 exons. The record is from RefSeq and is a predicted model, not a curated record. NCBI's taxonomy places the organism in Eukaryota, Bigyra, Opalinata, Blastocystidae. The coding region runs from base 1 to 1032 and encodes 343 amino acids.